This is a messenger RNA of Vigna unguiculata (cowpea), 2300 nucleotides long. RefSeq lists its product as uncharacterized. Gene Ontology annotation, cellular component: membrane. The record is from RefSeq and is a predicted model, not a curated record. NCBI's taxonomy places the organism in Eukaryota, Viridiplantae, Streptophyta, Magnoliopsida, Fabales, Fabaceae. Gene Ontology annotation, molecular function: protein binding.
AUUUGAAGUUCCAGUUCGGCAAUGAAUCCAGGAAGUUUUGAGGAAGAGUUGUCGUCCAAUCCAUCAGAUCAAGUGGCGGAGUACAUAUUGGAAGGGAAAUGGCAGAAGAUUGUGAACAUGUACAACCAAUUCCCAGCUUGUCACACGGCAAUGAUUUACCCUUCCGUGGGUACUGCACUGCACGUGGCGGUGGAUUUGGAAGAAGAAGCGGUGGUUGACGACCUUGUGAAUGCCAUCAUCAGACACAAGACGAUGAAGGCUCUGAAAAUGAGGAACUACCGAGGGGAUACCGCUCUGCAUGUUGCUGCUUCCAGGGGUUUCGCAAAGAUAUGUGAGUUGAUCAUAGGAACCAAGAAGGAGAGGAUUUACUUGAUGAGACUGGAGAACAAAGAAGGAGAGACACCUCUCUUUCAAGCUGCUCUCAACUGGAAGAAACUCGUCUUUGCUUAUCUUUCUAACCUUUCUGGCCACACUGCUCCAUUGCAAGAUCUUGUGCGAGACAAUGGUGACACUAUUCUUCACUGUGCUAUCAGAAGAGAGUAUUUCGAUUUGGCUGUGAUAAUACUGCAUUACUAUGAUUUCCUUAGGGGACAUUUGAAUAAUGAGGGUUUCACUCCUCUCAAACUCCUAGCAACCAGGCCCUCGGCUUUCAGAAGUGCUACCAAACUUUCAUGGUGGAAGCAAAUCCUGUAUCACUUUACGCUUGUGGAAGAACUGGACCCUAAAAGACAAAUGGAGACGAUUUUGGAAAAGGUGAAAAAGCAACCAAAAUCUGACGAACCCUAUUAUCCAAAGAGCUAUGUCACAUUAUGUGACUUCAUUGCUGGAUUCAAAUGUCUUGAUGCUCUAACUGACAAUUUUUUUACUAAACGUAAACAGCAAGACCCAGAAAACCCAUCAACUGAGGAGCGUGAAAUCGAAUCUAAAGCUUCUGGGAAUGCAUUUGUACUUACUCUUAGAUUCUUAGGAGUAGGAUUUAAGGAAAUAAGGAAUAUAAAGAGGAGGCAUCAAUGGAGUGGUCAACUCUUGCUGGCACUGUUGGAAAGACCUUACGCAGCAUUUACAGGAAGUGGAGGUGUCCCAACGGAUAUGAAAGCUGAAACUGAUAUGUAUAAUGUAUACAGCGAAUAUAUACAAGGUGAACCUAGCGAACCGUCAUGGUUGAAGGAAGAAGAAGAAGAAAAAGGAGAAAAAGAAGAAGAAAAAGAAGAAGAAGAAGAAGAGGAUAACGAGACACCAUUUCUGGUUGCGGCAAGAAAUGGCAUAGUUGAAAUGGUGAAUGAACUUUUGGAUCGAAUUCCAAAUGUGAUCCAUGACAGGAAUUCAAUGAAAGAUAAUGUGUUGCUGGUGGCAGUGAUUAACAGGCAACCCUUACUUAUUGAGAAUUUGAAAACGAAGAUAAGACCAGAAGUUUGGAAUAGUUUAAUUCUGGAAGUAGAUAGAGAUGAGAGGACCAUAUUGCACUGCGCAGCAUAUGCUCCGAUGGUCUACCACCGUCUAAAGAUAUUGCAAAUGAUGUGGGAUAUAAAGUGGUUUCAGUAUAUUAAAAGCCUUGUGCCAAAACACUUUAACAUAAGCAUCGACAAAAGGGGCAGAACUGCAUGGGAAAUAUUCGAGGAAACUCACCAAGAACUGAUAAAGGAAAGUAGCGAUUGGCUGAAGGAAACAUUUGAAUCCUGCUUUGUUGUGGCUACACUUGUUGCCGGUGUUUCCUUUGCUACAGCCAGCUCCAUCCCCGGUGGCACCGAUGAAGAAGGUAGACCACAUUUUGAAGGCAAUCCUGCAUUUGAUGUGUUUGCCGUUGCUUCACUGGUUGGACUUUGCUCCUCGGUCACUGGAAUCAUAAUGUUCCUUAUCAUCCUCACUUCUCUAAAGCAAUCCAAAGAUUUUCGCAGAAUUUUGCCAUUCAAAAUUCUUCUAGCUCUCACUUCUCCUUUUGUAUCCAUUGCUGCAAUGUUAGUCUCUUUCUGCUCCGGCCAUUACUUUCUGCUUAGUCACAGAUACAAAACGGCUCUAUACCCCAUUUAUGCAGCCGCUGCUUUUCCAAUCAUCUUCUAUGCUGUGGCGCAGUUUCCACUAUACUUUGAUCUUAUAAUAGCCAUUUUUUCUAAGGUGCCACGGGCAACUGUAACGGAAACAAGUUAUAGCAGCUAAGCUACUACAUCUAUGUCUCAUUGUUCGUGUUGUAUUGUGUUCAUGUUCAUGCAGUCAUUCAAAUAAAUUUUCCUUUUUUGAGUCAAGUUUGUGUUUUGUCAAUGAUUGUGGGCUUGUUUUCCUGGUAAAUAAAUAUCAAGCAAGUU